GCUAAAAACACCAUUCUGACUGAAAUGGUGGAGAAACUGAAGAAGAUUACACUUCCUGCUGACUCUUACGCUGGAGCUGGAGAUGUGCAGUGUGACGUCUGUACUGGAAGAAAACACAAAGCCGUCAAGUCCUGUCUGGUGUGUCUGAACUCUUACUGUCAGAAUCACCUUGAACAACAUGAGACCUUCUUUAAAGGAAAGAGACACAAUCUGACUGAAGCCACUGGACGACUGCAGGAGAUGAUCUGCCCGAAACAUGACAAGAUCCUUGAGGUUUUCUGCCGCACUGAUCAGGAGUAUAUAUGUGUGCUGUGUACGAUGUAUGAACAUAAAAACCACGACACUGUAUCAGCUGCAGCACAGAGGACAGAGAAACAGCACCAGCUGAAGGAGACGCAGAGGUUGUUCCAGCAGAGGAUCCAGCAGAGAGAGGAAGAUCUUCAGCAGCUGAGAGAGGCUGUGGAGUCUCAUAAGCGCUCUGCACAGACAGCAGUGGAGGACAGUGAGAGGAUCUUCACUGAGCUCAUCCGCUCCAUUGAGAGAAGCUGCUCUGAGGCCACACAGCGGAUCAGAGAUCAGGAAAAGACUGCAGUGAGUCUAGCUGAAGGACGACUGGAGCGACUGGAGCAGGAGAUCAAUGAUCUGAGGAGGAGAGACGCUGAGCUGGAGCAGCUUUCACACACACAGGAUCACAUCCAUUUCCAUCAUAUAAUCUUCAAACCUGCUGAAACCUUUUAUAAUAAUUUUCAAACCAGGAAUGACUUCCUACAAUAUUCCCAUCAGCUCAAACUGGAUCUGAACACUGUGAAUAAACACCUCCAUCUGUCUGAGAGGAACAGAGUGAUUACUGGCACAUACAUUUUCACAGUCCAGACCCAUCUUGAUCAUCCUGAAAGAUUUGAUGGAUGUAUUCUUCAGGUGUUGUGUAGAGAGAGUGUGUGUGGACGCUGUUACUGGGAGAUUGAGUGGAGUGGGUGUGUAUUUAUAUCAGUGUCAUAUAAGAGCAUCAGCAGGAAGGGACGGGGUAAUGAGUGUGGGUUUGGAAAUAAUGAUCAGUCCUGGAGUUUGAUCUGCUCUUCCUCCAAUUACUCAUUCAGUCACAAUAACAUGAAGAUCCGUCUCCCUGUAGAGUCCACCAGUCGUAGAAUAGGAGUGUAUGUGGAUCACAGUGCAGGAACUCUGUCCUUCUACAGCGUCUCUGGAGACACAAUGAGCCUCAUCCACACAGUCCAGACCACAUUCACUCAACCGCUCUAUCCUGGGUUUACUUUUGGUUUUGGAUCAUCAAUGAAACUGUGUUGAUGAAUCAGAAUAUACUGUAGAGAGAUUCUACCCAUAAUGCUUUGAGCUCAUGAUGAAUCAGUAACAGUGAGAUGUUAUAGACAAAUCCGGCGAAACACGGAAGUAAAGCAGCGCCGCCAUUACUGCGUGCCUUGCUGCUAAGGAAGUAGCAGAAGUAGCGUGUUGGUCCCGUAGGCGGCUGUAGCAGAUGUUAGCUAUAUAGUUUUUUUAGUACGUAUGCUGUCCAGUGAUGCCGGGCAGAGCGUGUUGUGUGGUUGGUUGUUUUAACAACAGCACAAAACUACAGGCCUGGAAUAAAACCAUUUGUGUAAUCCACGGCCAUAUGGAUUGCACAGAGUUCCUGGUCGAGCGGAGGACCAAGAUGUGCGUCAAAAGAGAAUGAAACACAUAACCGAGAUGGCUCAUCGCAUGCCAGAUGAUUAAUAAAAUAAUCUUGAAUACCUGUAAGAACAUGUAUUUUAUUGCUACAACUGGUCGUGGCUAAGGCCAUCCUUAAAAAUAUUUUGGUUUGCCGUAACAGCCAAAAAAAAUAAAAAA
Megalobrama amblycephala (Wuchang bream) is the source of this 1839-nucleotide messenger RNA. RefSeq names its product tripartite motif-containing protein 16-like. The transcript is spliced from 6 exons. Gene Ontology annotation, molecular function: protein binding; zinc ion binding. The record is from RefSeq and is a predicted model, not a curated record. The annotation marks the transcript as partial. NCBI's taxonomy places the organism in Eukaryota, Metazoa, Chordata, Actinopteri, Cypriniformes, Xenocyprididae.